This is a messenger RNA of Cuscuta epithymum, 5389 nucleotides long. The record is from the annotation of a GenBank genome assembly. NCBI's taxonomy places the organism in Eukaryota, Viridiplantae, Streptophyta, Magnoliopsida, Solanales, Convolvulaceae.
GCUAAGGUAUGUACAAACAUUAUGUGUGAAAGUGCUUUUAUGUGAAGUAUGAAUCCUCUGUAUGAUUGUUAUGUACAUUUUCAUAUGAUCAUGUUGCAUAGCCUAUGGAAUCCUUAGUUGAACUAGGAUCCUUAGGAGAAAAAUAUAGAAAAUCUUACACGAAUACUUUAUGUCAUUAAGAUAUCAUGGCACCGAGAAGAGACCCUGAUAACACGCCCACCAAUGCUGAGUUGGCACAAAGCGUUCAACAACUGGCACAAUUCAUGCACACACUGGGUGCUACUGUGCUCCAGAACAAUCAAAACCAGAACAACGGGAAUGAUGCCGCAAAACGAGUGGCAUCUCGCAACCCUCCAAGCUUUCAUGGGCAAGAAGAUCCUCGUAUCCUCGAAAAUUGGCUCCGACUCUUUGACAAACUCUUCGACGCGGUGAGCUGUCCGGAAGAGCAAAGGGUUGACAUUGCUGUUUACUAUUUACAGCAAGAAGCGGAUAACUGGUGGGUCUCAUCAGGCCCAACUUUACGUCAACAACCUGACUUCAAUUGGGAAGCUUUCAAGAUUGCCAUGAGGAAACGUUUUUAUCCUGCACACGUUCAGGCCACCAUGCGUGAUGAAUUCAUACAUUUGAAACAGAUGGGCAUGAGUGUCCAGGAAUAUCACAAUAAAUUCGUGGACCUCGCGCCAUUUGCGAAAACAAUAGUGCCUGAUGAAAGCACCAAAGUUGAGAAAUUUAUCUACGGAUUAAACUAUGAUACACAGAAAAUCGUCGCUGUUUUGGGUUGCCAAACUCUGACUGAAGCUUAUGAUAGAGCUGCAGUUCACUAUCGAGUUCAGCAACUACAAAGAGAGAGGAACCAGAAGAUGAAGAGGGACGAAGAUGGAGGUCGAGGAGAAAAGAGGGUCAGAGUGCACCCACCUACACAGCAACAAGAAGGGAGGAGGAGGAGAGAUGACCAAGGUGGAAGAAAUUUCCACGGUCAAAACCAACAAAAUGAUCGAAGAGUUGCUCCCAGAGAUAGACACUUCUACUGCAAGAGGUGCGGGAGAGAUCAUCCCGGUGUUAACUGCGAUGGAAGCCUGACAAAAUGUUUCAAUUGUGGGAAGCUAGGGCACAGAACCUUCGAGUGUCUCUCAAAGACCAAUGGGGCACCAGUGAACCAGGUGCAAUACCGUGAUGGAGGAAGACCAGAUAUGAAUCAAGCUGGGCCAAAUGGAGGACAAAAUAACAACAACAAUGCCGCCGCCGCCAACAACAACCGCAACCCUCGAGAAGGAGGGGAGAAUAAUCGUGGCAAUGGCAAUGGCGGGAACAAUGGCAAUGGCGGAAACAACGGCAACCGUCCGAACCAAGGGCGAAUCAUGGUGAUGAAUCAGGCCCAAGCCAAUGCUAAUGAUGUGGUUUCAGAUGAUUAUGAUUAUGAAGAUUGAUGUACUUGGUGCCCGAGUGUUCCGCUAGUUGCACACGUUUGAUUAAUUAUUGUUGUUUAAAAUUGUAAUCCAUAAACUUGUUUUAAGUUUUAUCCGAUGGCUACUUGACUUUAUGGUGGAUAGCCUGUGCACUCAAUCAUGUAUAGGUUGAGUGUGGCGGUGACACACCUGUUUUUCCAUUAAAGACUUCCGCUGUACUCUAAAUAUGUUUUAUAAUAAAGAUGUUUUCAUUUCAAAAUGUUAUUUUAUUUUGGUGGGAAAAAUGGGGGUGUUACAAGUUGGUAUCAGAGCCUUAGGUUUUCCAAAGGGAUUAGAACACGAGGUAAUAGGUUGUAUGGAGAAAUUCUGUCACCAAGACGAUAAGAGUCUAAGGCUGUUGGUUCUUAAUUGAGCCUUUGCGCUCGUCCAACUACCUGGGAAUUUCUCCUUGUGCUGAAACUUCGUCGUUCGAAAUCGUUGAAGGAAACCUUUGAAAUUGUACCUUCAAAAGGGAGAUUUUCAAAUAUUUUUAAAAUUAGGAAAGAUAAUAUAGCUAGGAAAUGGCCUUUUAGGAACGUGGUGAGGACCUUGUGAGUAUUUAUUUUCCUUACAUGUAUCAUGUAUGUGAUAAUUAUGCUAAUUGUGGGCCCAUUUGAGAAAUGGGAACCCCAAAUGAUAAAAUGGGAAUGCCUCAUAGGGCAAAAUUCCGAAGUGGCUAAGGUAUGUACAAACAUUAUGUGUGAAAGUGCUUUUAUGUGAAGUAUGAAUCCUCUGUAUGAUUGUUAUGUACAUUUUCAUAUGAUCAUGUUGCAUAGCCUAUGGAAUCCUUAGUUGAACUAGGAUCCUUAGGAGAAAAAUAUAGAAAAUCUUACACGAAUACUUUAUGUCAUUAAGAUAUCAUGGCACCGAGAAGAGACCCUGAUAACACGCCCACCAAUGCUGAGUUGGCACAAAGCGUUCAACAACUGGCACAAUUCAUGCACACACUGGGUGCUACUGUGCUCCAGAACAAUCAAAACCAGAACAACGGGAAUGAUGCCGCAAAACGAGUGGCAUCUCGCAACCCUCCAAGCUUUCAUGGGCAAGAAGAUCCUCGUAUCCUCGAAAAUUGGCUCCGACUCUUUGACAAACUCUUCGACGCGGUGAGCUGUCCGGAAGAGCAAAGGGUUGACAUUGCUGUUUACUAUUUACAGCAAGAAGCGGAUAACUGGUGGGUCUCAUCAGGCCCAACUUUACGUCAACAACCUGACUUCAAUUGGGAAGCUUUCAAGAUUGCCAUGAGGAAACGUUUUUAUCCUGCACACGUUCAGGCCACCAUGCGUGAUGAAUUCAUACAUUUGAAACAGAUGGGCAUGAGUGUCCAGGAAUAUCACAAUAAAUUCGUGGACCUCGCGCCAUUUGCGAAAACAAUAGUGCCUGAUGAAAGCACCAAAGUUGAGAAAUUUAUCUACGGAUUAAACUAUGAUACACAGAAAAUCGUCGCUGUUUUGGGUUGCCAAACUCUGACUGAAGCUUAUGAUAGAGCUGCAGUUCACUAUCGAGUUCAGCAACUACAAAGAGAGAGGAACCAGAAGAUGAAGAGGGACGAAGAUGGAGGUCGAGGAGAAAAGAGGGUCAGAGUGCACCCACCUACACAGCAACAAGAAGGGAGGAGGAGGAGAGAUGACCAAGGUGGAAGAAAUUUCCACGGUCAAAACCAACAAAAUGAUCGAAGAGUUGCUCCCAGAGAUAGACACUUCUACUGCAAGAGGUGCGGGAGAGAUCAUCCCGGUGUUAACUGCGAUGGAAGCCUGACAAAAUGUUUCAAUUGUGGGAAGCUAGGGCACAGAACCUUCGAGUGUCUCUCAAAGACCAAUGGGGCACCAGUGAACCAGGUGCAAUACCGUGAUGGAGGAAGACCAGAUAUGAAUCAAGCUGGGCCAAAUGGAGGACAAAAUAACAACAACAAUGCCGCCGCCGCCAACAACAACCGCAACCCUCGAGAAGGAGGGGAGAAUAAUCGUGGCAAUGGCAAUGGCGGGAACAAUGGCAAUGGCGGAAACAACGGCAACCGUCCGAACCAAGGGCGAAUCAUGGUGAUGAAUCAGGCCCAAGCCAAUGCUAAUGAUGUGGUUUCAGAUGAUUAUGAUUAUGAAGAUUGAUGUACUUGGUGCCCGAGUGUUCCGCUAGUUGCACACGUUUGAUUAAUUAUUGUUGUUUAAAAUUGUAAUCCAUAAACUUGUUUUAAGUUUUAUCCGAUGGCUACUUGACUUUAUGGUGGAUAGCCUGUGCACUCAAUCAUGUAUAGGUUGAGUGUGGCGGUGACACACCUGUUUUUCCAUUAAAGACUUCCGCUGUACUCUAAAUAUGUUUUAUAAUAAAGAUGUUUUCAUUUCAAAAUGUUAUUUUAUUUUGGUGGGAAAAAUGGGGGUGUUACAUUCUCUGACCGGUGGAAUGCCUACCCGGUGAAGACGAUUCCGCCGCCUAUGACGGACGAGGAGCUCGGGUAUGCCAAGCGCAUAGCUGGACUCGGCAUCCAGAACCUCCGGUUGCUGGUGGCCGAGCCUUUUAAAGCUCGGGCUGGGUUAGGAGUUUUCCCAUCUACGUCCACCAUGGGCCGCACCAACAAUGCCUCGACUGCCGCCGGCCGUGAGCCCAAAGACCAUGGCAAGCUGGAGAAGCCGCUCGUCCCCAAGGUCGAAACCCGGAUGACCAGAGCACGGGCUAAUGACACUUCUGGGGCCGGUGCUUCCAAGAGGCCUCGUGUCGAGGGUACUGCAUCCAAGGCCAUCAUAGUGGCCGAUGACUCUGAUGGUGAGCCCGGGAGUCCCAUCAAGCGGAAACCCACCUCCCGGAACAAGCCCCAUAUUUCUCCCCCGCGGAAUUCUGACGUUCGUCGCCUCCGUGAUGAGGAUGUCCAGACUGCCAAGGGUUCUGACGACGCUCGUCCUACUUCGCUCCCAGAAACCAGUGGGUCCUCCCUUGGCCUGAUUGAGUUUUCCGGGGUUGGUCCCCGCAAGGAGUCGAUGAUGCUUUUUGGCCAGACAGCGUCCUCCAUCUGGUGUGGCCUGAAUCUCAAGGUUCCCCAGGACUUCGCCGCUCAGGAGGCCCCUGAAGAACUCUUGGAGUGCGGCCAGAGCACUCUGGAUAAGGCCGGGCUCUACUUCCACAGGGCUCGGAUGGCUUUCGAGCAUCAGGGUAGGGAGAUGGCCAGAGUACGGGUUGAAUGUGAUGCCCUUCUAAGGAAUGCCAAAGGCAGGGCUGGAACUCUCCAAGAGAAGGCCGAUGCCUAUGACAAGCUCGUCCAGGAGAAUGCUUCCCAGAAGGAGCUCCUCAAGAAACAGGAGGCUGAGCUUGUGGACCCCCGCAGCCGGAUGUGGGCCGUAGAGCAGGCCAAGGUGGAACUCCGCCGUACGGGCGUGGACAAUCAUGUCCCCAUUUAUGAGGCCGAUGUUGCCAAGAUCAAGGAGUCUGGCUCUAUUGAGUUUCAGAAGUCCAAAGCUUAUACUGGCGCCAUCCAUACCAUGGCCAUGAGGUUCCUCCCGAGGCUCGUCGGUGAGUUUUUGGCCACCUGCCCUGACCCCUAUCUGGAUGGGGUUAAGCUGCUCCAAGCCACCCCCACCGGACGGCGUUUCCUUGAUGAUCUCGCCGACGAUACCUACCGCAAGGGCAUGGUUGGGCUAGUAGCAGAGAAUCUCCCGACGCUCGAGCGUCACUUCGGGGCACCCUUCGAUCCGGAGGCCGCCGGUUUUGACUUUCUGAUGGCGGACGCUCAUGCAGGGGCCCUUGAGCUGCUGAAGGAGCGUAGGGAGCAGGAGGAAGCCGAAGCUAGAGACAAGGCCAAACAGACUCUUUUCAAGGCUCCCACUCCGGACGUCGAUCAGCAUUGAUUCUCCGUUCAUUGUUUUGUACUUGUACCAAUUUUUUCAUUAUUUACAUUGUACCUUACACAUUGUAACUUUCCGGUCAUCAGUGCCGAAGAAUAAAAAUUAUUGUUUGCUCCA